AUGGCCUCUAUAGCGGCAUCCACCGCCGCCGCGGCGGGUUUGCUCUACUACGCCGACCACCGCAUCGGCGUCAGCAGAGACAUUCGUCAAUACCGCCAGGAACAAUCCUUUGUGAAACGACUGUUCCUAUUCGCCGACAAGCUCGGUGCUCAGUCGCCUCACCUAUAUCGCAUGCUGGAACUCUGCGACCCAAAUGCAGAUGCGUUGUGGUUUGAAGGUCGCUCGUGGAACUUCAGGGCACUUAAGGCCCAGGUGGACGAACUCGCCCUCGGCUUGAGCCAGGGUCUGGGGGUUAAGGAUGGAGACAUCGUUGCCGUCUUCAUGACGAACUCGCCCGAAAUGGUCGCCACCAUCUAUGCUCUGACGAGGCUGGGAGCAGCGCCUGCUCUGAUCAACAGCGCCCUGAGAGACGAUACAUUACUUCAUUGCGUGCGGCUACCAAAUUCACCCCUGAUUCUCAGCACUCCAGAUUUGGCUGGGUACGCAGCGUCCGCUGCACAAUCGAUGGAUGGCGCUCAUGUCAAAACCGUGAGGCUGAACCUGGGCUCUUUUCGACCUACACCACUACCUCGCGACAAUGGGGAUAUAAUGGACUUUCCCUUUCCAGACCCAUCCAUAUCACCAUCCUCAGCCUUGCCACCGACACCACCCAAGGACAUGAGCUCUGUUGCCGCCCUGAUCUACACUUCCGGCACGACGGGCAAGCCCAAGGCAUGCAGCAUCAAAAACAGCCUCAUCUGCGCCGUCGCGUGCACGUCUUCGGCCGACGCCUCCAACCCCAAGAAAUACCUCGAGGGUCUCCGCACGUACUCGUGCAUGCCCCUGUUCCACGGCACCACAUUCUUCACCGGGUUGUGCUACUCGGCGGGGCAGGGCGGCUGUUUCUGCCUCGCGAGAAAGUUCUCGGCCCGCGGGUUCUGGAAGGACGUGCACGAAUCACGCGCCACGAGGGUUCUCUAUGUCGGUGAACUGUGUCGCUUUCUCCUAACUACACCUGCGGGGCCAUACGACAGGAACCACAAUGUCAAGGUCGCCCUGGGUAACGGACUGCAAAAGGACGUCUGGGUGGCCUACCAAGAUCGCUUCAACGUCCGUGAGGUCCGCGAAUUCUACCGCUCCACUGAGGGCCUGGUCAAGUUCGACAACAUCCACCGUGCUGGCCAACCGGGCGCUGGCAAGGUCGGUUAUAUGGGGACGUUGAGGAAGAAGGUUCUGGAGAAGGACCAAUUCAUCGUCCGGUUCGACUACGAUACCGAGUCACCGGUCCGCGACCCCACGACGGGCUUCUGCAUCGUGUGCCCCAAGGGCGAAGCCGGUGAGGCCAUUGCGCGCAUCCACAAUCUCGCGACCUACACAAACUACCACAACAACGAGUCGGCCACGGAGAACAAGAUGCUCCGAGACGUGUUCGAAAAGGGCGACCUGUUCCAGCGCAGUGGGGACCUCCUCGUGCAGGAGAGCGACAACUGGGUGAGAUUCGUCGACCGCAUCGGCGACACGUAUCGGUGGAUGGGCGAGAACGUGUCAGCCGGCGAAGUCAGGGCGUUCAUCUCCGAGUUGCCGUUCGUCAAGGACGCCGUGGUAGUCGGCAAGCGCCUCGCCAAGUACGACGGCCAAGCGGGCACGGCGCUGAUUGUGCUCGACCCGGCCAUCAACAAUAACGAAAAACAGACCUCGACCUCGUCCCGACGCGGCGAGCAAGCCUUCAUGGACAACCUCUUCAAGGCCCUCCGGAGCAAAGGCGUGCCGCGCUACGCCGUGCCCCGCCUCGUCAUGGUGCGCGACCAGCUCGUCGACGUCGGCGACACCUUCAAGCACGCCAAGAUGGUGGUCAAGAACAUCGACUGGGGUGCUCCUACGGUCACUAGCACCAGCGGACAGGCCGAUGCGAGGAAGUAUUAUCUCGACCUCGAGGCGGAGCGGUUUCGUGAGCUGGACGCCGAGAGUUGGCGGCGCAUCGACCAGGGACGGGCCAAGUUGUAG
Molecule: messenger RNA, 1983 nt
Organism: Fonsecaea nubica
Lineage: Eukaryota; Fungi; Ascomycota; Eurotiomycetes; Chaetothyriales; Herpotrichiellaceae
Exons: 1
Coding region: 1-1983 (660 amino acids)
Molecular function (GO): long-chain fatty acid transmembrane transporter activity; long-chain fatty acid-CoA ligase activity
Source: RefSeq, a predicted model, not a curated record